AUGGACUCGUACCCUCCACCAUCGUCCAUGACCCUCUCCCCUCAAUCGCCGCCCGUCGGUCAACCAUCGACCGUUUUCCGGCCCCGCCGAUCCGACGACUGGCACGAGUAUCGCGAAAUCAUCGAGCAACUCUACCGCAACGACCAGCUUAAACUGCGUGAUGUGAAGCGCAUUAUGGAACGGGACUACAAGUUCUAUGCCUCAGAAAAACAGUACAAAGACCGCCUCGCCGCAUGGCAUGUCCGGAAGAACAUCAAGGCUAAAGAAGUCCACUUGAUGAUUCGCAAACAGCAGAAGCGCGCCGCCCGAGGGAAGGAAACUGCCUUUCGGGUAAAUGGGCAAAAUGUUGAUCCCAAACGCAUUGCACGCUUUCUUCGCCGCUACGGUAAUUCGUGGGACCGGGAUCGAGAUCAAGAUCGAGAUCGAGAUCUUGAGGAUCAAAGUCCCGAGCCGAAAACCCCAUCUGAUAUGACUUGCUAUACGCCUGAACCAGAGGAGAAUGCUGCUACGCCAGUCUCUCCGCCAGACAUCCAGUCACCUACGAGGGAGACAUCGACGUAUCCCCUCGGUUACGACCCUACCUCAAUCGACACCCUCCCAGAUCUCAUCAUGGACGAUGACCACCACACUUACCCACUACACAUGCACCCCAACCAGCCACGGCGAACUUACCACCCCUCAGACCCAUCAACUCAUCCAUCAGCACACACCCUGCCCCAUCCAUCAGUCAACCAUCCACUAGUCCACCCAGUACCACACCCGGUCAUCACAUCUUCCCAGAAUACCGACCACCAUCCACCCGUGGCGCUCCCACUGCCUGGAUCCUCGACGCAGCAGCAUCGGGGCGGCAUGAACGGCCCGCCGGAAAUGUUUACGCAUUCGAGUAGUUAUGCCAGCCUGGAUGCGUUUCAGAGUCGACUGGGUGAAUUGCAGAACACGCUCAACGAGUCCAUGGCGAAGUGGGCACGUGAGCAGGAUCCUAACCAGGAGAUUCCUCAUCAUGAGGGAUUGGGUCUGUGA
Molecule: messenger RNA, 1020 nt
Organism: Penicillium daleae
Lineage: Eukaryota; Fungi; Ascomycota; Eurotiomycetes; Eurotiales; Aspergillaceae
Product: Clr5 domain-containing protein
Exons: 5
Coding region: 1-1020 (339 amino acids)
Source: RefSeq, a predicted model, not a curated record